CGGGCGGCGGCAGAUUCGGUUAUUGUUUGUUAGCAAAGGUGCUAACCGCUUAACGAGCUUUUAAAAACAAACCAGAGGAGAAGAAUUGGUCAGCAAAAUAAACAGAUUGAAAUGGAUUCCCAGGACCACAGGGGUUCUUCUGAUUCUGCUGCAGUGAAUGAUCUACCGUCCUCAGUUUUACCCCUACACUUAAUAAGGAUGAAAGACAUAAUGGCCAACCAGUGUUUUGACAUGAAUGUUAAAGUCAAUAUGGCCAAACUUAAGAAACCAUCAGAAACAUUUGAUGCUGAUGCUGAUCUCUCUAAAUAUGAAAAUUUAAUAGAACAGGCAAGACUCUCUCAUUUCAACAAAACUCUGGCACUAAACAGAAUGCAAGUUUGGAACUCAAUCAUUGAGAGACUCAUGCAGAGUGAUGCUGCUGCUUUGUCACUGAAGGCAAUAGUUGAUGAAAAUGCAGAUCUCUGUGAAAAGACAAUGAAAGUUAUAAGGGAAACACGUGACCUUCAGGACAAAAUCAUGGAUGCUCAAAAGGAAAGACUUGAGCUGAAAGGGUCAAUUAAGAAAGAGAUGCAAGAGAUUACUAAGCUAAAACAGAUGGGGGAGAAUCAAACCGAAGCACAAAAACGGGCCAUGGAGAGAGCCGAGGCAAUCCUGCAGAAGUACAAAAAGAUUGCUACUAUUUCACAAAACGUCCUAAGGGGAAUCAUCCUUGCUAGCAGGGUAAACUGGAUUGAUGACCCCAAACUAAAAGACAUAGCAAUGGGAUUGGAAAGCAUUCCUGACUGAAGAGGAGCUUAAGAAACUGCUUACAUAUGUAACAUAAUGUGUGCUGUAUAUUUUUGUAAUAUAGACUGUUUGGUUUGUAAAAUGUCUCUCCCCCCCGAAGUAGUUUUGAAAAGUGGUCACACUGGGAGGUUUGACAAAACACAGCAGCCAACGACGCAGUGAAAUGUGCUUAGUAACCAUGUUAUCUUACUACACAAGCUCCUGCAGACUAAAAUAAAUCCUUGUUACCUUUUCUAGAUGCAUAUCUCUGUAACAAAUGUAGAACAACUAUCUGUGUUAAUGUAUCUUUUGGACUAACAGUAAAUAAAAAAUCCCUGUUCACUU
Messenger RNA from Trichomycterus rosablanca, 1110 nucleotides. It is a transcript of the gene cenph, whose product is annotated as centromere protein H. Gene Ontology annotation, molecular function: kinetochore binding. Lineage: Eukaryota; Metazoa; Chordata; Actinopteri; Siluriformes; Trichomycteridae. The transcript has 10 exons. The record is from RefSeq and is a predicted model, not a curated record. Gene Ontology annotation, cellular component: nucleus; kinetochore. The coding region runs from base 112 to 786 and encodes 224 amino acids. Gene Ontology annotation, biological process: mitotic spindle organization; chromosome segregation; kinetochore assembly.